Molecule: messenger RNA, 2674 nt
Organism: Gracilinanus agilis (Agile Gracile Mouse Opossum)
Lineage: Eukaryota; Metazoa; Chordata; Mammalia; Didelphimorphia; Didelphidae
Gene: CDCA7
Product: cell division cycle associated 7
Exons: 10
Coding region: 1-1368 (455 amino acids)
Biological process (GO): regulation of DNA-templated transcription
Cellular component (GO): nucleus
Source: RefSeq, a predicted model, not a curated record
AUGGAUCGUUUCGGCAUGCAGCAAAAGGACCUUUCUGUAAAGAAGAACUUCAAAAAUUUCAGAAAUGUGAAAUUGAUUUCCAUGGAAACCUCGUCAUCCUCUGAUGACAGUUGUGACAGUUUUGCUUCUGAUAAUUUUGCAAACACAAAGCCCAAAUUCAGGUCAGAUAUCAGUGAAGAACUGGCAAAUAUUUUUUAUGAGGACUCUGAUAAUGAAUCUUUCUGCGGCUUUCCAGAAAGUGAGGCUCAAGACCUAAGAGGGGAUUGUGGAAUUUUACACAAACCCAAAUUCAGGCCAGAUAUCACUAAAGAAUUGGCCACUAUUUUUUAUGCCGACUCUGAUGAUGAAUCAUUCUGCGGCUUCUCAGAAAGCGAGAUACAAGAUGGAAUGAAAUUGGAUUCUGAUGAUGAAGGCAGGAGGACUCGGAGUCAGAUGAGACGUUCUGGUUCUUUGCAAGUAGCUCUAAAAUUUCCAACCCGGGGGUCCAAAAGAGCAAGGAAUCAGAAAGCAACCCCACCCAAAGCCCCAGAGGCCCCCACUUCCUAUUCUGAUUCUGACUCUGACUCGGAAGAUGAGAAAGGCUCCAGUUUUUUGGAAAAGAGAGCACUAAAUAUAAAGGAAAACAAGGCAAUGCUUGCAAAACUAAUGUCGGAAUUACAAAGUUUCCCGGGAUUAUUUGCUGCAAGGAGAUCACUUCCCGGUAGUAGCCCUCAGUCAAAGCCAAGUCGAAGGCGCUCCUUCCCAAGAGACCCCUCCAGGAGAAACCCUGAAAGAAGAGCUCGUCCACACACUAGGUCAAGGUCUCUAAUUGAAGGACCCCCAGAUCUGCACUUAGAUGAUGAUAUAGAUUUUGAGGACAAGUACAUGUUGGUGAGAAAAAGGAAGACCUUCGAUGGAUAUAUGGAUGACGAUGGCACACCUAGAAGUCGUCGCCCAGGUACCAUGACCCUUCCUCAUAUUGUUCGUCCAGUGGAAGAGAUUACAGAGGAAGAGCUGGAAAACAUCUGCAUCUCCUCCCGAGACAAGAUCUACAACCGUUCAUUAGGUUCCACCUGCCACCAGUGUCGCCAGAAAACUAUUGACACCAAAACAAACUGCAGAAACCCAGAAUGUUUUGGGGUUCGGGGGCAGUUCUGUGGCCCCUGUCUUCGCAAUCGAUAUGGAGAAGAGGUCAAGAUAGCAUUGUUGGACCCGAAUUGGCAUUGCCCACCUUGUCGUGGAAUCUGCAACUGCAGCUUUUGUAGGCAGCGAGAUGGACGAUGUGCAACUGGUGUGUUGGUGUACUUGGCCAAGUAUCACGGUUUUGGAAAUGUGCAUGCAUACUUGAAAAGUCUGAAGCGGGAAUUUGAAAUGGAGGCAGAAAAUUGAUGAAGGAUUCACUGGCAUCAUUUCCUUUCUCUAAUCUCCUUUUUCAACUUCAGUAAUCUUGGCAGUUAUAUGGUUAAAUAACUUCAGGUUUCAAUCUUGAUAAUCAGUAUUUUUUUAUAGUGGUGUCAAAUUAAGAUAAGUUUAAGAUCCGUUUCAGAGGCACAAAUAACAUACCUCUAAAGUUACAUUGUUGUUUUUAUGCUCCCCUUUUCCCCUUACUACCACUUGCUAGAAAAUGAUUUUAUUGAAAUAUAGCUGACUUUGUCUCUUUAGUAUUUGUGGGGAGGAAGCGGAUUUGCUCAUGAUUGGGGCUAAAGCCCUGGAACCUAGCAAUAUAACAAAACACUUGGAAAUGCCUCAUUAAGUAUUCUUAGGGAACUAACCUUCCUAAUAUAGUACUUUAUAUCCAUGGAUGAUUCUGGCAAGAGGUAGUAGCUUGGUGCUUAGAAACAAUAUGGAAGGUGACACUGUAAGUGCAGAGGGCAAAGUGUGAUUUUUACAGUCUAGUCCCUGAGCACACAGAACCUGCACUUUGAAUAUCAGGUUUCUCUUGUUAUAGUUGGAAAUCCUAAACUUUUUUUGUACAUCAUGAAAUUUAAAAGUGUGCAUGUACUGGCUCAUUACCUUUGCAAUAUAAAAUUUCAUGUGCUUCAUACAGUUUAUAUACUUGAAUCAGCAUUAGAAAAAAAAUCACAGGAAUCAAAAAGUAUCUUAAGAACUUCAGUAUUAAAUGUGCAUCAUACUCUCCUUUCUCUGUUCCCCUCAGUAAUCUUGCAGUUGAAGACUAGACUAACCUUUAAAUUUUUGGUGUUAGACUUUUAACGUAUCUGCUUUUACUCCUCUGUAUUCUAUAUGGUUCCUAUGUUUCAAAAUAUUUCUUAGACCAUAUUAUAUGGAAAGUUGGCUUAAAUAAUGGCCUGCAGCGCUUAGAAUUUCUGCUUGAGUGAGGAAUAUAACUGGCCCGUGUACAACGUUGACUUUAGCUUUUAAUUUUCUGCUACUGAAUGGAAAGUGCCUUCUUGAAGAUGGAAGAAAUCAAAACGGUUAUGACUAAAGUACUUUUUGAUACUGUUUUAAGCCUGUGGAAUAACGUCCAUCUUUGGCUUUUAGUAUUAAACUGAAUUGGGAGACAGGGCAUUACUGUGCUCUGACAGAAUCCCUUGUACUUUCCUGACAUACAGCAUCACACCAUGAUUCUCAUGCCCUUUUAGACGCAUAAUUGAACCUUAAAUCAGAAAAUAAAACACAUUGUAAAUAAAUCUUUAGAUCUGUAAUGUUCUUUUGUACACAAAUUUUAUUUUAUUAA